Molecule: messenger RNA, 6711 nt
Organism: Astyanax mexicanus (Mexican tetra)
Lineage: Eukaryota; Metazoa; Chordata; Actinopteri; Characiformes; Acestrorhamphidae
Product: protein mono-ADP-ribosyltransferase PARP14
Exons: 17
Coding region: 88-5793 (1901 amino acids)
Biological process (GO): negative regulation of gene expression
Cellular component (GO): cytoplasm; nucleus
Molecular function (GO): NAD+ poly-ADP-ribosyltransferase activity; transcription corepressor activity; nucleic acid binding
Source: RefSeq, a predicted model, not a curated record
AUCUCGAGCUCAGCGGAAACCUGAUAUCUACGAGACUUGCGGCUCUUCGGCAUUUUAGCCCAGCAGACCAGCGCGCGGAGGAGCGGAAUGGACGAGUUCCCUUACCCCCUCACCGUGGAGGGACCCUGGCCCGCUACCUCCACCAAAAUUCUCACUUCCAAACUCCAGAUUUACUUUCAGAGCAGAAAGAAGUCUCAGGGUGGAGACUGCGAGGUGAAGAUCUGCGAGCAGAGCGGAAUCGCUACGGUUCGUUUCAAAUCAGAAGAAACUCGUGAUCAGGUUCUGGCUAAAGGAAACCAUUCCAUAAAUAUUGAAAAACAGGUGGUGAAACUGAAGGUGUUCAAACCUAGUGAGGCAGAAAAUCAGACACAAGCGGCCAGUGGAGCAGUUGCAGCAGAAAAUGAUGUGGGGACUAGCUUUCAGCCACCAGUUGGUGCUGAGGAGAGUCCCAAAGGUGACCCAAAGGAUGAAUCUUCUAAGGAAUGUUUAGCAUAUCCUCCACAGUCCAGUGCUGUGGUCCUGGAAAAACUGCCAAUCCACUUUUCCAGAGAUACACUUGUGCUUUUAGUGGAGAACAUCAGUGAUCUCUUAGAAGACGAGUUUGACCUAGAGAUAAUCGUGGAAUCAAACUGUGCUGUUGUGACCUUUAAUAACCCCAGUGUUUCUGAGAAAUUUCUCAUGGAGAGCAGAAACAAUAAAAAAUUCCAGCAGUAUGGUAUUGUAGGUCGUGCUUUGGAAAAUAGCAGAAGAAUUAAAGUGGAAAGUUUGCCUAACCAGGCCUCUAAUAAAGAUCUACUAGAACUUUACUUUGAAAAGUGGGGUGGAGCAGUGGAGACCAUCACCAUGAUUCCAGAGGAGCAAAGUGCCAUUGUCACUUUCCAUAGCCAUGACGGUGUACAGAAAGUUCUGGGGAAAGAACACAAUGUUGGCCAGACUUCAGUCAACGUGUACCCAUAUUUCAUGUCUUUGGGUACAGCCUUGUAUGGCAAAGACAGACCAACAUGGAGUCUUCCCAAACCGUUCACAGAGAAGAUCCAUCCUGCUCUAAAUCAGUUCCUUCAUCAGAAAGGAUUAAUAUCUUCCAUCUGUGAUCAGAUGAGCUCUUAUUUCUGUGAGCUAAACAUGGACAAAGCUGAAGUCCAGAUCAGCCCUCUUCCUACUCUUCUAAAGCAGAAAGGUUUAACCAAGACACACAUAGAUGGCUGGAUGAAAAAUGCUCUAGAUGGAUUUCAAACUAUUCUUUCUAAUUAUGCUGUUUUUGAGCAUGCGGUUAUGCCUUCUAUGUGGGCAACAGUUGAGAAAGACAUCAGAUCUGUAGUGAAAGACAAAGCUUUCCUGAAUGUAAAUGAUGAACAUCUGACACUUGCAGGAAUGGCUCAAGACAUUAACUUGCUGAAGCCCAUUUUGGAGGAUUUUUUGAAGAAAGCACUGAAUCAGAUGGAACGGGACAAGAACACUGUUUCAGAAACUAUGGACAUACCUGCUGCCAUGUUCUCAUUGCUACUGCAGGAAGGUCUUCAACACACUGCUUUGGCCAAAUACCCAGAGCUGAAACACACACACAAAAAAGACACCAAUCAGUUAACAUUGCAGGGUCUUUCUGUUGAAAUUUUUGGUGUAAAAAAUUGGAUCCUUGAGAAGAGAUUGAGGAUGAAAGAUAAACCUCUGAAAAUGGACGCUUCAUUGCUUGAGUUCCUGAAAUCAGCUGACAGUGAUGAGCUGUCUGGACACUUAUUCACAUCCAAAGGAAUUAGCUCCGUCUACAAAGUUGAAAAUGGAGAUGUUGUAUUGACUGGAAGCACAGACUCAGCACUGGCUGAAGCAGAGAAGAGAAUUCACAUGAUGCUCCAAUGCAGAACACUGUCUUUGGAGGACAAAGGUGUGCUUGAAAAGCCAGAAUGGCGUUCUCUCAGGAACAAUUUGAUUGACUCAUACAACUCAUCCAAGACGAAAACUGUGAUAAUAAUACCUUCAGGAAACAAAGACACACUGGUAGUUACUGGCUUUAAGGAUCCAGUUUCAGAAGUCAGCAGUAACUUGGAGAUGUUCAUUAAUAAACACUCAAGAAUCGAAAAAGUCAUUCGUGUCAAGUCUUGCGCUGUGCUGAAAUUCAUUAAUGAGAAAAACUCUGAGGCUUGGGCAAAAUUUGUGAAGCCCAAUGAGGUGAAAGUACAUUUUGACCCAAGAAGACCAUUGAUCAGACUGUCUGGAGAGCGUGUACAUGUCCAACCAGUCAUGGAGAACUUCCAGAAGAUGGCCCAAUCUCUCCACACCGAUACACUGACAAUAAACAAGGCAGGUGCUAAGAAGUACUUUCAAGAGCAAGAAAACUUGUUCCUGAUAAUGAUAAAGGAACAUAGAUUUGUGAUCGUUCUUGCGGAAGGUGACAUGCUGGAAGAGGAUGAAGAAGAUGAAGACCAUUAUGACAGUGGCAGACUGGAAGAUUUUGGACAGCUGUCCUGUAAGGUCCAAUUGCCUGAUGGGGUUACCAUCACAGUCAGAAAAGCUGAUAUCUGUAAGUUCAAAGUAGAUGCUGUGGUCAACGCUGCCAACGAAGACCUGAAGCACAUUGGCGGUUUGGCUUUUGCACUCCUGAAAGCUGCUGGACCAAGUUUACAAGAUGACAGUGAUCGAUAUGUAGCUGUAAAUGGGAAGGUGCAACCUGGUAACGCCAUCACUACUGGAGCUGGUCGUCUUCCGUGCAAAUAUGUGGUGCAUGCUGUUGGUCCCCGCUACUCAGAUACUGACAGUUUUACAGCAGUGAGACGACUGAGGCAGGCUGUGAGGGAAAGUUUGAAACAAGCCAUUGAAAAGCAGUGCACCACCAUUGCAGUCCCAGCCAUCAGCUCAGGAAUAUUUGGCUUUCCUCUGGAACUCUGCUCUCAGACAAUUGCCAAGGAGCUGUAUGCAUACGUUGAAGCCCAGAGCCAUCAAGGUGGCAGGAGAAUAACUGAGAUUCAUCUGGUGGACAAUAAUGCCAACACUGUAAAUGCCAUGGCUCAGGCUAUUAGGAAGGAAUUUGCAGAUUUCAACCCCGAGAUGAUGUUUCUACAGCAAACGCGAUCUGGUGGGGCCAGUAACCGCGGGUACAGUAAUCAUGACAGGCCUUAUCGUGGACGCGGUAAUCGAGGCAAGAGUUAUCGCGGUCGAGGUGCCUAUGGACAUCAAGGUGCUGGGCCAAGAAGUAAGGAACCAGAUGAUUACAAAGCAAAUGAACCCAUGGAGACUGAUGCUCGAGAGGGGUUGAAGAGACCAAACUCAAACCAGUUGUCCAGCACACUGUCUGAUGACUUCAGCAGGUCAGGGCUUCUUGAAAAGCAAUCCACACAAGAAGGACUGAGAAUCAAUCUGAGAAAAGGGAAUAUCCAGGAUGCAACUUCUGAUGUUAUUGUCAAUACUAUCUCAGAGGAUGGGGAUCUCAGCUCAGGCGCUGUUUCCAAAGCACUCCUAGGUGCUGCUGGUCCUCAACUUCAGUCAGAGGCUAGUUCUCAUCUCGAUUCGUUUGGAUCUUCUAAGCUUAAUUAUGGUGACAUAGUGGUCACUGCUGGAUACAACCUGAACUGUCAAAGGGUUUUCCAUACUGUUUGUCCUUUUUGGAACAGAGGAGCUGAUGCAGAAGCUGAGCACUUACUGAAACAGAUAAUCAGAGAUUGCCUUAAAAGAGCAGAACACCAGAAAAUGUCAUCACUUUCCUUUCCGGCUCUUGGUACGGGGAACCUUCGCUUUCCCAAAGACUUGGUGUCCAGCAUUCUGCUAAGAGAGAUUCACGACUUUAGUGCCAGAUUCACUCCUCAGCACCUUCAAGAAGUGACUGUGGUUGUGCACCCUUCAGAUAAUGAGACUGUACAGUGUUUCAUAAAGAGCUUCAGAGGUGGGAAGCCAGGUCCCAUCACUAAACGUGCACAAGCCGGCCAACAACCAUCACAUACAAAAUCACCUGCGAAGUCCUCCCAGUCUCCAGGUCUCUUUGGCGUGGUUUCCACUCCUACUCUUGGAGUGCACAGAGUGCAGGUGGGGCAUCUGACUCUUGAGGUAUCGUCAGGUGACAUCACCAAAGAGAGAAUUGAUGCCAUCGUAAACUCCUCCAACUCAUCGUUCACUUUAAAAGCAGGAGUCUCCAAGGCCAUUUUAGAUGCUGCUGGAUCAACAGUGGAACUGGAAUGUGCACAGAUUGUCCAGCGAAGUCUACUUCAACAAAAUGAAUUGAUAGUGACCUCUGGAGGACGUCUCCCAUGCAAACACAUCAUCCAUGUCAUAGGCCGGAACAAUGCUGCAGCCAUCAAGGAUGUUGUUUACUCCGUCUUGAAGUUGUGUGAGACACAAAAGUUCUCAUCUGUUGCCUUUCCAGCCCUUGGCACAGGCCAAGGUGGGAUAAGUGCUUCUGCUGUUGCCGACGCCAUGAUUGAUGCCGUGGUUGACUUUGUGAAGAAGAAAAAAGGACAGCAUUUACAGAGUGUGAAGUUCCUGAUAUUCCAGACGUCCAUGGUGCCAGAUUUCCAUCAGACCAUGCUUAGAAGGCAGCAGGAGGGUGUUGAGGAGGAAACCGGUGUGCUCAACUGGAUAAAAGGAAAAUUUGAGGCUGUGACCAGCAUAUUUUAUGGCAGCAAUUCAGAGUCCUCUGCAAACGAGGAAUUUGUGAUGGUGGAGGAGGAGUUUGAGCCGGCUGUGUUCCAGCUGUGUGGAGAGAGCCAGCAGGACCUGAAUGAAGCCAAAGAACUGAUCAACAGCUUCAUUGUGAAGGAGCAUAACAGUUCAACUGUCCGGGACUCUGCAAUCAACCAUUUCACCAGGGAGGAUGCUGAGAUUCUGUCCAAUCUUCAAAGAGAACUCGCGGUCAGCAUCCAGCUGAACAAGAGCGGGCAAGAGCCGGUCAUCACUGUGGAGGGCCUGACCCGGGACGUGAUGAAGGUGGAGAGCAUCAUCCGGGACAUGAUCCGAAAAGUGGAGAAGAACGAGUCUCGUAAGCGCGAGGCCUUCAUGGUCGGCAGCAUGGUAGAGUGGCAGUAUCUGGACAGCAGGAAAAAGCUCAUACCUUUUGAUUAUCUCACUAACUAUGACUUGGAGGAAGCCUUCGGACAAAAACAACCUCGCAUAAAGAUUAAGAUCAACAAUGAGCCAUAUGAGGUCAACAUAGCCCAAAGAACUGCUGUUGGAAAACACCAAACGAUUGAAUUGAAGAGGGUUGAUCGGAGAGACAAAACCUCUGUGCCUCUGCCCAGUCACUGGGAGGACAUGAAGGGGAGCUUUGUCAAACGGGUUCAAAUUCAACCUGGCACCCAGGAAUACACAGAUGUGGAAAAUGAGUUCAGGAGAACUGGACUGAACAAUACAAUUCUUGAAAUUGAGAGAGUCCAGAACAGCACAUUGUGGAGGAGCUACAUGAUCCAGAAAAAUCACUUGGACGAAAAGAACAAGCACAAGAACAAUGAGAAGAAGCUUUUCCAUGGCACUGGAUCUGAUAAUAUUGAUACGAUCGACAAACAAGGCUUCAAUCGGAGCUAUGCUGGGAUGCACGGUGCCAUGUACGGGAAUGGUGCAUAUUUUGCUGUUGACCCAAAUUACUCCCAGGGCUAUGCAAAGCAAGACCGACUUGGUCAUAAGCGCAUGUAUCUGGCCAGAGUUCUGGUUGGUGACUACACCACAGGGAAGGCGGGUCUUCUUUCACCUCCAGCCAAGAGCUCCAGUGCCGCAGAUUUAUAUGACAGUGUGACGGAUAAUCAUCGAAGCCCAUCCAUGUUUGUGAUCUUUCACGAUGUGCAAGCAUACCCAGAAUACCUAAUCACAUUUCAGUAGGUGUGGGUAUUGUUUUGUUUUGAUUUUUUUUUUUUGUGUGUACAUAAAUUCUAAUAUAACCUGUGGGUGAAAUCUAAUAGUAUAUUUUGGAGAAUAUUCAUCUAGACUUUAUGAAUAGAAAGCUACUGUUUUUCAUUUAAAGAUUCUGUGGUUUCAGUAACGAUGGACACGUGCAAUAAUUAGCACUGAUGUCAUAUGUGACUAUGCAGUCAUUCAUAUCAUCUUUUAAUAAAGGUGACACAAACUAUUAGUAAAUUGUAUUUAGUUUUUUUUCUGCACUGCAAUGCCUUAAUCACUGAAUAGUGGUAUAAUUGUCUCUUCCUUUCUGUAAUUGUGCUAUGCAAUACUCCACAUCUCCACAAGAGAGCAGGGAACACAAAUGCAAAAUCAUGAACUGAAACACUAAGUUUAAUCGACCAAUUCUGACUUUUCCUUUCCUAAGAAUUCUCUGGUUAUUCUAUUCAAUAAGAGUUUCUCAGAUUUUUCAGAAAUUGGUUAAAUGUAAACAAAAGCCAUUCAGAGAAUAAGAGUUUGUUUGGUGCAGAGUUCUUAUUUUUAGGGAGUCUGAACUAGAGAUAUACAUUUCACAGUGAUUUUAAAUUAAAGCACACAUUUGAAGAACUCAAUUUCUCUAAAUACUCCAUUACAAAAAAACAUUACACCAAAUUGUCAUUAAUACACUAGGAUGUGUCUCUGCUGUCUUUGUUGCAGUUUGGAAUGCAUCAGGGCACUUCAGUGUUUACAUAAAUGUGUUUGGUGGCCGCUUGUAUCAUGACCACCAGAAAUUAGUUUCUGAGUGUCUGAGACCCACCAGGGGCCUUUAGAGUUAAAAAAAAUGUUAUUGGUAUCAUUCAACUGUAAUGAUUGCUUCCAUGUUGUCUGAGAAAGAGAUUGCACAAUAAAAUGCUGAAAUAAACA